This is a messenger RNA of Anopheles gambiae (African malaria mosquito), 2447 nucleotides long. RefSeq names its product autophagy-related protein 16-1 (gene Atg16). The transcript has 7 exons. Bases 344 to 1981 code for a protein of 545 amino acids. NCBI's taxonomy places the organism in Eukaryota, Metazoa, Arthropoda, Insecta, Diptera, Culicidae. Gene Ontology annotation, cellular component: autophagosome membrane. The record is from RefSeq and is a predicted model, not a curated record. Gene Ontology annotation, molecular function: protein binding. Gene Ontology annotation, biological process: autophagosome assembly.
CGAACAAAGUGCUAAUCAAAACACAAACACACGGUGGGGCUCGGAUGCGGUGCAAUCUGGCAGUGGAAAUCGAAAUUUCAUACGUUGUACCGCCUAAAAAGGAUACAGAACAUUUAUUGAAAAUAUGAACUAAAGCGUGCAAAAGUGUUUCGAACGGUCUGUGGUUUCGUUUGGCGCAUCGGCUUCUAACGUCCGUAGCAAUCACAUUAGUGUAAAAACCGACGGGAAAACGAUUCAUUGGUGGGACUGGUCCGAAAUUUCGCAAUUGAAAGGGGUGAACUGUUUCGAAAGCUAAUUUGUCCAUCGCGCAAGCAGUUUGGUCAGUGCGUAUUGUACUGAAAUAAUGGCGAAAAUGCAGGAAAACUGGCGCGACAUCAUUGCCGAUCGGUUGCGCGAGCGAAAUAAAAACGAAUCGGCACGGUUUGCCGACAUCAUCCAUUACAACAACCGACUGUUCGAUACGGCCGCCAAGCUUCGGCAGGAAAAUUUGGAUUUGAAAAUUGAUAGAAAAAUACGCGACAGCGUCAAUGUGAGUGGUGCGGGCGGGGGCGGCGGCACCACCUUCGGCACGGACGUAGCCACCAUCACGAACGCCCAGAUCCAAUCGCUCGAGAAGAAAGUGCUGGCCCAGCAGGAAGAGCUGACGGAUCUGCACAAACGCAAGGGCGAACAUUCGCAGAUGGUGAUAACGCUCAACCAGAAGCUGACCGAGCUGCAGCGCCUGCUGGCCGAGAAGGAGCGGGCGCUGGCCGACCAGACGGCCCUUUGCGCUUCACUGAAGGAAGAGCUGGACGAGAUGAAAGCAUCACACGUUACGAUUAAGGACGAAUCGCUCGCCUCGCAGCUGCGCGCCAACACGGCCGAGGACAAGCUGCGGGCCGUGCAGGACGAAAACACGAAGCUGCUCAACCUGCUGAUGGAGUACAAGUCGCGGGACGCCGAGAUCAUGAACAAGGAGAACGAUAAGUUUGUGAAGGAGAAGAAGGCACGCAUCGAGAGCGAGCUGGAGCGGGCGAUACGCGACAUUCCCGGCCCGUCCUCGAUCGGUGCCGAUCUGGACCGGUUCGAUGUGGACGGUUUGCCGGAGGGCGUAGAGUUUAAGUUCGACGCCCACGACGGGGAGGUGAAUGCGGUGCGCUGGAGCCCGAUUGAGCGUAUCGUCGCGACCGGUGGAGCCGACCGGAAGGUGAAGCUAUGGGAUGUGGGAAAAGGUGUUUGUGAACAACGUGGCGUGCUAGUGGGCAGCAAUCAAGGCAUCAAUUCGGUGGAGUUCGAUACGACUGGUUCAAUGAUAUUGGCCGCCUCGAACGACUCUGCCAGCCGCAUGUGGUCGGUCGUGGAUCAUCGAUUAAGGCACACCCUAACCGGGCACAGCGGAAAGGUGCUGGCGGCGAAGUUCCUCGGUUCCGCCUUCCUCGUCACCGGCAGCCACGAUCGGACGCUCAAAAUAUGGGACCUCAAAAAUCGUUCAUGUACGGAGACGAAAUUUGCUGGCUCGAGCUGCAACGAUCUAGUCACGACGGACAGCUUCUCCUUCAUCAGUGGCCACGUGGACAAGAAGAUACGCUUCUGGGACGUGCGGACGGCCGACUGUACGGCGAACGACAUACCGCUGCAGGGCAAAAUUACCUCGCUCGACCUGUCCAAGGAUGGGAAGUUUUUGCUGAGCUGCGUACGGGACGACACGAUCAACCUGCUCGACCUGCGCCAGAACCGUAUCGUGCGCACAUUUCGUAACGAUAAUUUUAAAGUUGGAUGCGAUUGGUCCCGGGUGGCGUUUAGUCCAUCGAGCUCACGGAUUGCGGCCGGUUCGGCCGAUGGUUCGGUGUACAUUUGGAACAUUAACGGACCGCUCGAGACGGUGCUGAAGGAUCCCAAUGGAAGCGGUGCGGCCGUCACGGCCGUCAGCUGGCACCCGUUCAGCUCCACGCUGGCCUCGGUCGAUCGGGCCAAAAAGUGUACGAUCUGGUCGAACGCCUAACCCAGCCCCCAGCCAGCCACGACGGUACCGCCGACGGGCGACGGGCUGAUGUCGACGGCGCCUGGAACGGACGAAGCGGCAGUUCUGCGGGAUGGCACAACGCCAUCACCACCCCCACCACCGUUCGUGCGCCGUUGCUGGCGGUUGCUGUUACUGUUUUCCCUACUAUCGUCCGUGUUCGUGACCUCCGAUGUCUGUUAAUAUGUUCGUUCGUUGGGUCAGAUUACUCUGCUGUGGUUUUGGCGACGGAACCAGGUUCCCUCUCGGCUGCUUCGGAUUUUUUACGUUUUCUUUUUUCAAUCGGUUUCUUCUUUUCCCUUUUCAUACUGUUCCCUACUACUCAUCGAAACACACAAUUAGGUAAGCACAAGGGCCUUUUUGCCGAACGGGAAUGGUGAGUUUGUUACCACUUCCGUUCAACCGUGCUGGAUCUUUUGCAAGUAAUAAAACAUUACUAAAAAAAAAA